This is a messenger RNA of Debaryomyces fabryi, 1215 nucleotides long. RefSeq names its product alpha/beta hydrolase. NCBI's taxonomy places the organism in Eukaryota, Fungi, Ascomycota, Pichiomycetes, Serinales, Debaryomycetaceae. The record is from RefSeq and is a predicted model, not a curated record. Bases 1 to 1215 code for a protein of 404 amino acids. The transcript has a single exon.
AUGCAUCCAAAUAGACCAGAAUUAUAUACGCAUGAAGUUAAAGCAGCUGUGGCAAAUUUUCCAAGACAGAAGGGAGCUGUUUUGUUAGAAAAAUCACUGGACAGUGUGGAAGAUAACACAUUAAAGAUAUGUUACAGAAGGUACCAAGGUAAGUCCAAUACCUUGUCGCUGUCUAAAACUAAGCUUAACCUCGUAUUUUUCCAUGGAACAGGUAUGAAUAAAGGAUUAUGGCAUUAUCAUAUUGACAAAUUAUUUGAAUUUUUCAAUUCGGGACAGGAUAAUGGCACUAACCUACACUUGAAUGUAGUUUGUGCUUUUGAUGCUGUAAACCAUGGCGAAUCGGCGGAAUUAAAUAGGGAAAAAUUGGGAUAUGUUUAUGAUUGGCGGGAUAGUUCGAAGGAUGUUGUAAAAGUUUUGGCAGAAGACGAAGCAGCUACAUUUGUUGAUGCUGAGAAUAAGAUAUCGAUAAUGAUAGGACAUUCUAUGGGUGGAUUUAUUACCCUUUAUAGUGCAUAUUUAGCACCAGCAUUAUUUGACUCAUGUAUAGUAGUAAAUCCCGUUGCUCAUGUCAGUCCUUUUGAGUACGCCGAGAGAGAUAAAGAGUUUAAAGAUUGGUACGAAGGUAACUACAUGAAAGACGAAUUUGAUAUACAAGAUGGAAGCAAUUGGUAUAGAGAAAUAGAAACUUUUCUCAGGAAUGGUUCGUUCUAUAGGAGAUUCCAUCCAGGUGUUUUGGCAUGUAUGGUGAAGGAUGAAUUGCCUACAGCAGUUAGAGAAUCACCCAAUGCAGCGUACAAAAAAAUCAAGUUGAACACUACUGUGGCAUCGCAAAUUCAUACGUACUGGGGGAUGAACAAAUCGGUUCCCUAUGGUAUGGCGAUACUUAACCAAGUUGAAAUCCCAGUAUUCCAUGUUGUCGGUGAUCUUGAUAUUUCCAGUGGUGAAGCCAGACACUUUAUUAGAAACAGUCUCCUGCAAGUUGUUCAAGGUGUCAACUUACCAAAUGCUAAACACUUAGUAAAUGGAGAAGAUCCUGAUCGAAUUAUAGAGUUGUUCACUCUGUUUAUACAAGAAAGAGAAGUGAUAUACUCAGAGAAAGCGCUCAUAGAUGAAAAAUACCUUGUUAAGAAAUAUGGUAAAAACUAUAGAAAAGUUCUUUCGGACUCAAGAUUAGACAUGCUUAAGAAAAACGGUGCCGUAGCACCUAAGUUAUAA